GGAGUAGGGAUCUGUACUAUUUCUAGUAUGAACCUUUUCAUGUGAAGCAGUUGAUGUUACUGCUCUUUGGGGGGCCCGGUGUGGCCGAGUGGUUAGGACGCUUGCCGCUCAUGCUGGGGGUCCCGGGUUCGCAUCCCAGCGAGGUCAAGGUCAACCUUGUGGAUUUUUCCGACUGGGUUCCCCCUUGUCAGGUGGGGGCUGACAUGGAAAAGCGUUCUAGUCCAUCGGAGACGACGAUAAACGGAGUCCCGUGCUCAUUCGAUAGAGCACGUUAAAGACACCUCGCCAGUUAAAAAUUGGUUGUAAGAGUAUGCCAUUAAUAAAACAGUAGAUCUGCUACGACAAGCUGUAGUUGCAUUAGAAGAAGCGAGCGUCACACCAAGAGAAACUGCAAGGAGACCUGCUGCCAAUGAUCCUGGAUCAUCUUGUGCCGAUGGUGAAAUCAGGAGACUAUUAACCAACACUUCUACUACUAGCACCCCUAUAACUAGGCCCAACGGUACAUCAUCUAGUGAAAUUCGCAGGCUUUUUACACCAUACAAUAGAUCAAACCCCAGACGAGUACCGGUAACUCAACAGAGACAGUCUAAGUGGUCGCAUAAAUUUUUAUGCUUGGCAGAUCCACAGCAGGAUUAUGUCCCAACCAAGGAUAUGAAAGUAAAUCUCUUUAUGGCUGGUUUAGGAGAAAAGAGGCUAGUAUUGGAUAAAUCUCUAGAUCCAGCUUAUUUCAAGGAGAGCGUCCUUGAACAUUAUCCAAAGUUAAAAGGAGGAGGGGGAUUUGAAUUACUCAGGACCUGCAACAGAACAUGCCUGGAAAUUAUUCCACCCCAAAGAUCAGGCUAUACAACUUCGUUUUUAGCUGACUCGUGUAGUCUUGGACAGUGUGUUAUUUUCAUCAGGCCUCUCCAGCAAGCUUUGAAUAUGGACAUCUCAGCAUAUGAAUCUGAGCCAACAGAUGAUUGUCCCAUUGAAAAGUGUCUUAUUUGUGAGAAAGACAUUCCCAUAAUACAACUGAAGUCCCAUAUUAAAGAAGAACAUGAGGGUGAUGAUGCACUGCCUGUUAUCAAAUCAAAGAAAACGAAGAUAAGACCCAUUUGUGAUUAUGUAUGUCAGAUAGAAAUGGACGGCUUGCCCAAUAUGUUUUGAAAUCUUUCGUGAAGAUUUAGUUGCCAGUCAUUCUGCUAGUUGUUGUGAUGAGACUACUCAUAUAAAUGAAAGUCAUCCUAUUAGUCUUCAUGAAGCUCUUGAAAAAUUUAAAGUGGAUGUGUUUGGGGAAAAGAAGGAGAAAAUAAAUAUAUCUGUUUUACGUAAUAAGUUUCUACAAACUGCUAUGGAAAAUCUAGAUGAUAUUGACUUCCAGCAGAUAAUAAACGUGAUAUUUAUCGGUGAAGAAGGUGUCGAUGCUGGGGGACUCACCAGAGAGUUUUUCUCUCUAUUGUUCAAACAAACACCAGUCUUUGAAAAUGGUGGAUUUAAUGUUAAUUCACAGUUACUGAGUGAUAAAAUAUAUCAAAUUAUUGGCAAAGCAGCGUCAUAUUCAGUUCUCAAUGGGAAUCAAGGACCUCAGUGUCUAAGAUCUCACCUUGUAAAGUAUAUAUUAAGUAAUGUGCUUCCAACAGAUGAAGAAAUUCCUGAGGAAAUUUUGCCAGCUAAUGUCUUGUAUGUCCUUCAAGAGAUGGGUAGAUUAGAUAAUGAAGGAUUAAAUACUCUAUUGACAGAAAAUGCAGAUGUAUUUGAAGCUGCAGGUUUUAGACAGAAGCUACAUUCAGGUUCAAAGCAAAGUGCAGCUCUGGCUCUUCAUCAACAUUUUGGAUUUUACAGAUUUCUACCGGCUAUGAUACAAUUUAUAGAUGGUUUGAAACUUCAUGGUGUGUAUGAUCUCUUGGUAAAAUAUCCAAAGGAAUCAUCCUUAUUUUUAAGUAUACAUGAAACAACAUACUCAGAUAUCAUAGAUAUGUAUCAACCAAGUUAUUCGUCAGAUCAAGAAGAAAAGAAUAUUGAGGAAAUUAUUGUUUACAAUUUACAUCAAUUUCUUAGAAAAUUGCAAAGAGGGAAGAUAACUUCAGAGUGGAUAAGCCUAAAUGAUAUAACAGAUGUAAACACACCUGUCAAACUGACUAUUAAAGAUUUUUUACAGGCAGUGACUGGAAGCUCUUCGAUAAGCAAUAAUAUAAAAAUUGGGCUGAUAUUGUUUGAUCACAAAAGUGAACUGUUAACGACUGUGAAUACAUGUGCCCCAUCAAUUACAUUUAGCCAAACCUCAUCCCUUAAAGAAUAUUCCUUCCUUGAGAAAUCUAUGAUAAAUAUAAUAGUAGGUGCAUAUGGAUUUGGCAUCAAUUAAAGGGACUGUUUCUUGUAGUGCAAAACCAUUGUUUCAUAUUUCACUAAUUUUAUCCAUAAGAUUCAAAAGCAAUCAAAGUCUUUCAUAAUUCCCUCCUUUAUUCUUUGCUGUCCAUAUUGUAUACUCUGAUAGAGCACGUGUUUAUGUUAUGUACUACAUUAUAUAAACAGGAGAAGAAACUUAUAUUGCAACUCGACAUAAACUACAAGAAAAAUAUAGCUGUAGUCUAUGUUAUUUAAACAGAAAUGACAAAUUUCUGCUGAAUCAGCUUCGUGAACCCCAAUAAUGCAAUAGAAAAAUAAUUUUCUUUUCAAAAUGUCUAUUUUAGCAAUCUACAAUGCUUUUAAACAUCAGAGUACAAUUGUUAUAAAUAUAUUUGAAAGAUUAGCUUCUCAGAUAUACACUAGAGCUAUAAUUAAACAUGUUUAAAUUUCUUCUGCUGUUAAUAUAUUCCUAUAAUAUCAUUGAUAUGUAAACCUGAUUGACAGGGUCAUUUUAUUGUUGUGUUUUUCAGAUCAUCCCCGGAGACGGGAAUAUGCAGGCCUUGUUUUUAAAAUCAUUUUUAAAAAAUAAAUUAUAAAGCUUUCAA
Patella vulgata (common limpet) is the source of this 2930-nucleotide messenger RNA. RefSeq names its product probable E3 ubiquitin-protein ligase HERC3. Bases 1331 to 2341 code for a protein of 336 amino acids. Gene Ontology annotation, molecular function: ubiquitin-protein transferase activity. The transcript has 9 exons. Lineage: Eukaryota; Metazoa; Mollusca; Gastropoda; Patellidae. The record is from RefSeq and is a predicted model, not a curated record.